GCCGCACGUGUUCAACUUUUCUGCACUGUGAAAAGUGACAGACCCGCUUGAUGGAGGUGCAGUCGGUUCCUCUGGGCUCCGUCACCGUCGGAGCUGCGUCCUGGCGGGAUGGCACGGUGCGCUCGGUCCGGAGGGCAGAGCGGCUGGUGCGGGACACUCGAGCCGGAGCAGCCACAGCCCUGAGCCGGCCGCAGACCACCAGCGCCUCGGUCACGGUCCCGGGCUCCGCGGAGGACACGACACCGGAGCUCACCACCCCCGGAGAGAACGACAAGAGGACCGGUUCUGGCAAAGAUGAAAACAGCCCAACUCCAACUAGACCGCGGACCACCACCACGCUGCGGUGGUGCUGUCCGCGGCCUGCGGGGGGCGCUCCGUUCCCUGGCACCGGGCUGCGGGAGGCGUGUGCGGGGGCGAGCGUGGCGGCGGCGGGCGGGUACAUGAGGGCGGUGCGGCGCGUGGAGGCGGAGCUCCGCGCGCAGGCCGGCCGCGUGACUCAGGAGGCGCUCCGGCUCCAGAGAGAGAGGAACCUUCUGGAACAAACCCUCCGCAGUCUGAGGUCUCACCUGGGCAUCAACCGCAGCAGCACCACCCACAGGACCAGGAGAGACGCCAGGGAGAGCGUCUGUGAUGGUGCAGAUGAGCUGCUGCAGUCUGAGAGGAGGGAGCUGCUCCGUCUGAAGCAGGAGCUGGAGGAGACCCUGAGCUCCACUCUGACCCAGCUACAGUCUCUGUCUCUGUCCAGUCGUCGUCUCUUGGCCUGUGCUUCUGAGCGUGUUCUGGUUCUGGAGCUUCUUCCUCUCAGUGGAUCAGGAAAAACCAGAGGACUACCAGGUACUACCCCCACGGGCCCCUACACCCCAGAGUGUAAAGAGGCUCUAGACUCGUCCAGCUCCUCCAUGAAACAGUCCCAGCUCCUCAGACAGACCAUCCGACAGAAGCUGAGCAGCGCCCUCCUCAGGCAGAGAGCGGUACAGCAGACGGUCAAUGACGGGCUGGUGAAGAAGGUGGCAGAGACCGUCAGUCUGCAGCAGUCCCUGGCGGUGAUGUGUGGAGCCACGAGACAGGCCCUGUACCGGAAACAGAGAGAGAUGGACCUGAUCCUCCACAGCCACGGACGCGCUCAGGGUCCAGAGAGCAGUGGAGACGUUCAGUCCAGAGAGAAGCUGGACCGGCCCCUGGUGCAGGUCUAUCACAGACACCCAGGGACCCAGCUCCCAGAGGCGGCUCAGCUCAUCCAGGGCAGUGCGGUGUUGGCUCGCUGCCUCUCGUCUCGGCAGGCAGAGUUUGAUCGUCUGCGGCGCUCCUCUGCCCUGCUCCACAGCGACCUCCAGAGGAAGAGCUCCGCCGCUGCAGUGGACUGUGCCCUGCUGAGGAUGAGGCGCAGAAAUGUGGACAAGCGCGCAGUACCGGUGUUUCUCCAGCAGGACGCACUCCGGAGCAGCACGGCCCUCUCCUGUGCUCAGUAGACUCACACAGCACACAUCAUGCACACCUGGAGCUCUACUUUGUUUCAUUCACUCUUGUUUCAUUAACCUGCUAAACUCAGUGUCACAGAUAAAAGUCCAGGACUUCUCCUGUGCAGUUUUUAUGUCCAUAAACCAUCAUUUCCCAAAGACUGGGUCGUGACCCUCACGUGGGUCGCAAGAGAUUUUUUUGGGGUCACCUUGUAAAGAUCUGCCUGUAGAUCUGUAAUAUCCACUUCUGACACUGAUCUGCUGCUGCGUCUCCUCCUGCAGACUGGAACGCACUACAAAAACACAGACAGGCCCACCUAUUUCAGUAGAAAUGUUGAAAUGAAAAGACAUGUUUUGUAUCAAUUCUAAUCUCUUUUUGUAAUUAUUUUAUUGACUAUUUUGUGCCAGUAUUGCUGGUUCAGUUGAAUGUUGAAAAGAAAAAGAAAAGUUCUGUAUUUAAUGUCCAAAUAGGCGACUUCUGAAUCCUUUUAUUGUUGCUUCAAUGUUUAAAACUGGAGUAAUACUAAUUGUUCAGAGAGACAAUCACUCAGUCAACAAUAAAAUAUCCUCUUUAAUGUUAAAUAAUGAUCAAAUCCACCUUUUAAAUAUGGGUCCCCAGAAAAAAAAAAGUUUGGGAAACACUACCAUAAACCAUCACCAUCAUGGCUCUGAGAGUAUAAUGAGCAGAGUGUUUAUGAGGGUGGCAUUUGUGUACUCUGCCACUGUUCAUUCCUGUUGCUGACAGCAGAGGGAGCUCCAGCGCCUAAACACCUCACUGAAACAGAGGUGUAUGUUAUAAAGUAUAUUUUUCAAUGCAGACAUUAUUAAAGUGGAACUAAACAUUAAAUCCACUU
Messenger RNA from Boleophthalmus pectinirostris (great blue-spotted mudskipper), 2311 nucleotides. It is a transcript of the gene tektl1, whose product is annotated as coiled-coil domain containing 105. NCBI's taxonomy places the organism in Eukaryota, Metazoa, Chordata, Actinopteri, Gobiiformes, Gobiidae. The coding region runs from base 51 to 1469 and encodes 472 amino acids. The record is from RefSeq and is a predicted model, not a curated record. The transcript is spliced from 9 exons.